GCAAAACCUCUAAUGAACAAGGCACUAGCAAAAGCUUUUAAAACGGCUCAUAAAGUUGGAAAUUUAACAAAGAAGACGAAGACUGGAAUAUUACAAUUAUCAAAGAGAGUAAACACCAAGGUAAGUCAAUUGAAAGAAAAGAAAAAAGCGUAUCAAGACAAAGUAAAAAAUAAAAUAAAAAAAGUACUCAAAAAGCCCACAAAAGUAAUAAAAAAGCAUUACACAAAGUGCUCAAAAAACCAAAGAAAAUCAUCAAAACGACGACCAAAAAGCUGA
Entamoeba invadens IP1 is the source of this 276-nucleotide messenger RNA. RefSeq lists its product as hypothetical. NCBI's taxonomy places the organism in Eukaryota, Evosea, Mastigamoebida, Endamoebidae. The record is from RefSeq and is a predicted model, not a curated record. The transcript has a single exon. The annotation marks the transcript as partial.